Pectinophora gossypiella (pink bollworm) is the source of this 3635-nucleotide messenger RNA. It is a transcript of the gene Nca, whose product is annotated as neurocalcin homolog. The record is from RefSeq and is a predicted model, not a curated record. NCBI's taxonomy places the organism in Eukaryota, Metazoa, Arthropoda, Insecta, Lepidoptera, Gelechiidae. The transcript has 5 exons. Gene Ontology annotation, molecular function: calcium ion binding. Bases 270 to 842 code for a protein of 190 amino acids.
CUGGCAACACUGUAAUACUUUGCAAAUAUGGCGUAGGAUUCUACAAAAUGCAGUGGGAGAUAAUUUGAUAUACUUGUCAAUUCUGAAAUUUAUAAAAAGACAUGUAUUUAGAAUAGGACUUUUUUGAAUUAUUAAAAGUGGGAAAGCAAAGUUCAAAGUGAAAUGUGAAUUUUACGCAAUGGCACAAGAUUUUACUAACUAAAAAGUGCUGGUUGUGCAACAAACUUUAUAUAAUUUUAACGUCCUGUACACAAUAGAAGAAGUUAAACAUGGGGAAACAAAACAGCAAACUAAAACCAGAAGUGUUAGAGGAUCUCAAGCAAAACACAGAGUUUUCAGACGCUGAGAUACAAGAAUGGUACAAAGGUUUUUUAAAAGAUUGCCCCAGUGGCCAUUUGUCCGUAGAAGAAUUUAAGAAAAUAUACGGAAAUUUCUUCCCGUAUGGGGAUGCAAGUAAAUUCGCAGAGCACGUGUUUCGAACGUUCGACGCGAACGGCGACGGCACUAUCGACUUCCGGGAGUUCUUGUGCGCCCUGAGCGUGACCUCGCGCGGCAAGCUCGAGCAGAAGCUCAAGUGGGCGUUCUCCAUGUAUGACCUCGACGGCAAUGGCUACAUCUCGAGGCAGGAGAUGCUCGAAAUUGUCACUGCUAUAUACAAGAUGGUGGGGUCCGUGAUGAAGAUGCCGGAGGACGAGUCCACGCCGGAGAAGCGCACCGACAAAAUAUUCCGGCAGAUGGACCGCAACAAGGAUGGCAAGCUGUCGCUCGAGGAGUUCAUCGAGGGCGCCAAGAGCGACCCCUCCAUCGUGCGGCUGCUCCAGUGCGACCCGCAGUCUCAGUGAUACCUCCAAUACUAACCCCGCCGACCCGUUCGGUGUACCCACACAAUUAUAACAUGAACUAUUGUAAAAUAUCACCUAUCUUACCACGCUUGUAAGAGCUAGUGCGCCGCGUCGACAGUUGUAGCGCGUAAAAGGAUCUUUUUAACUUAUUGUCUUGUUGCUUGGUUGUUUACCUUCGGAACUGAUUAUGGACAGUCGGUUUGUGUGCUCCGUAUUCGUGCUACUAUUAUAGUUAAAAUAUUCCGCAAUAAUUAUUAUAAUGUAUGAACGUUAUUUAAACUCAUUUUAUCUAUACAAAUGGUAAUGUAUGUCAAUUUAUAAAUAACCAAACAGCAGGACAAAUAUUGUGUUACUGUAAUAGUGUAUAGCGUUUCUCCCAAUGAUACUGUUAGGUUAAAGAUUUUCCAAACUAAGAGUUCUUUGGAUCGACAGUUUCACAUUAUUAAGCAGGUUUCCACCUGCGCACUUAACGUUUCUCCUAUAUUUCAAGUCACCAAAUUAAAUUUGUUGAUGUUUCACCAAUAUUUAUCAUGUGUGUAUUGUAAUGUUCUACAAGUAUUUUUCUCCUAAACUUAAUGUCAGUUGGUAAUGGUGUCUAUAACUGCUACCGUGCUAUGGUGUAGUCUAGUCACCGCAGGGUAUCUCGGCACGGUAUCGGUGUGCGAAUCUUAUCAAUUCUAUAUUUCCGAGAUGCUCUACUUUGAUGUAUUUUUUCCCCAAAUUUCAUGUGUUUUAGUAAGUUACUAACACCGACUACGUAAUUUUCUCAGUAAUAAAUAUACUCACAGAUAGCCAUUACAAAAAGUGACAUUGUAAUCUUAAAUUGUUAACUUUCACAUGGCUAUUUAUGACAGUUUAAUAGAAUAAUUGAAUUACUUGCAGGAAACAAAUCUCAUGAUAUUUCUGUACUUUCGUGUACUUUUCAUCUGCUGCAAUCGGAUUGUAAACUUUUCGGGCCUGAUUGGUCCGCCAUCUAGUAUCUGGAGGCAAGUACGUACGAAGUUGUUGCAUCAGUUGAAGCGACACUGUUGUACUUGUUGAACCGGGAGCAGGCAGCGGGCCGCUCACACAGAUGGCGCCACCGUCGUGUGACUGUUCUCGACUGGGACGUCGGCCCUAGUGCGCCGUGCCGACCACAGAGGGCAGCACAUGCCGGGGCACCUCGCUCUGUCUUUCCACUGCUAGCUUCUAUACCAGCGCCCUCUCUCACCUGCAUUUAUACUCAUAGCCUCAUAGCUACUAUUUCAAACUAAAAACUCAACUCUGAGAUUAAAUGGUUGUUCAACCUUCAUUUGUAGUUAGUAUACUAACGGGCAAUCUAUGAUGAACAUACUCACGAAGAAACUGUUUAAAGAACUUCAAGAACUGUCCUACAGUCUAAACCAGGAAAGCAAACGCUAGCACUGAAAAGACGGCAAUUAAUUGCACAACAUUAAGACAAUGUACGCAACAAACGAUACAGACAAAUAUGAUAAUAUACAAUUAUUAUUAAUUUAUUUAUUUAUAAUUAAUUAUAUAUUUAUGCUGAUCGUUUCGCUUAGCUGAUAUAAUUAAGAUUUAGUUUAAAAAAUAUAUGAAAAUUAAAAAAUAUAACUUAAUUAUAGUCUUGAGUCAGCCUAAGUAUUAUUAUUGGAUUAUUUUGUUAUAAAAUGAUCUGUAAAGAUUUUUCAUGUAGUUAGGUAAAACUCUUGAUAGUAGUCGGAAGUUGAUGAUCUUGAAGUCUGCGAUGUACAAAGUAUGAUUUAAAUCAGAGAUCAGCGUUGGGUUAGCCGUGCGCGGACCACUUGCAGUAUGCACGGCGGCGGUGGGCGGGCGGACACCCGCGCCGCCGCCGCCGCGGCUCGCAUCUCCACACAGCGCCAACCAUGUCAUCGGAAUGUCGAAUGAGUAUAAAGGAAUUGUAUAUUUAGAUAAGAGACAAUAUUAAUAUUUGUAAUGAUACUGAAAUUGUACCUGCCGUCGGCUCCACCCGCGUGGCAUCCGCGCAGCGACGAGCCUCUCGCUACUUUAGUUACUCUUUGACUGAACUAAUAAUGACUUAGUUGUUUUACGCGGUGUUCAUACAUUGUUUGGUAGUUAUCGAUUGACUCAUAUAUUCACCGGAUAAGAUAUUUAGACGAGUUUUCGAACGAUCGAUAUGUGAAAUGUUAACUUGGGUUUAAUGCCUUCCCUUGAAGACGCAAUCGGGUCUCAUAUUGGAUAACUUCAAUAAUACCUUAUUGUAUUGUGAAUUUUACAAUGUAAUUAGAUCUGUGUUUCCCAUCACAAUAUGAAUAGUGUGAUUUUAGACUUAACAUUUACAAUGUAACUUUAUUUUUUGUACAUAGGUUGGCUUUAUGCAAGAUAAUUGUGUAAAACGGGGUUGCAACCAGAUACGGACGUUUAAGUCGCGGGCUGCGCAUUGGCGUAGCUAGGGAUCGAGUCUUGAGGGUAGCCAUCCAGCUGAAAUAGCCACAGAUGAAAGAGAAAAUAAUUCCUUAAUACUCUAGAUUAGUGCGGGCAAAGAAGUUUCCGCGGUGGGCGAAGACUACUUGUGCAACCCGCCCAGCUACGCCUAUGGUACUGUUUCUCCGCCUGCUGUCCGGUAGUCGGCAGCCAGGCACCAACAGGUUUCCAUUUGCUAACAAACCUCGUAAUAUGCAAUUCAUUGUAUUUCACUUAGCUUGUUUAUAUUUUUUAAUUUCGUUUGUAACACUCAUACCUUUUUCUGGUGACUUUAAAUUUAUUUACAUUGCUUUAUAUUGAUGUUUUAUGAAUGUAUAUCUCAUUUUAUUAUAAUUUUGACUUAUUUUA